Humulus lupulus (European hop) is the source of this 765-nucleotide messenger RNA. RefSeq lists its product as uncharacterized. The record is from RefSeq and is a predicted model, not a curated record. Bases 1 to 765 code for a protein of 254 amino acids. Lineage: Eukaryota; Viridiplantae; Streptophyta; Magnoliopsida; Rosales; Cannabaceae. The transcript has 2 exons.
AUGAGUGGGGUUGAAGCAAUCGGAGUCAAUAAACCACGAAAUAACUCAGAUGGAGUUGAUAAAGGACUACGAGGGAAUGGAACAGUGACCACCGUGUCUAGGGCAGAAUUAGAUCAAGCUCAAUUAGUUGUGUUGCAAAAUAAUCCUGAGAUUCAAUCAUAUAUAAUUGAUCACAUAGAGUUAUUACGGUCGAUGAUUCCAAACAAGAUUAAAAAUAAACAAAAAUGGGUUAUAGAUGAGCAUAAUAAAACGUUUUGCCAGUGGCUGAAGAAUACAAUUUUGACGAAGUUGGGAGAAAAAAAUCAUGGACUGUCGACUGAGUUGAAGCGCAUAUCUCUUGGAGCAAGCAUUGAUGUAAUAAACCAUCAAGCUUACAUUGUUGAAGGGAAACGAUUUCAUACUAAGUCAAGAGAUGAUGCUUGGCUGGUUCAAAAUAGUGGAGUAAGUGUAGUCGCAGAAGCUAUGCAUUUUGCCAGUGCAAAAGAUAAUAACCCAAUUUCAGGCACAAUGACAUACUACGGGGUUGUUGAAGAAAUAUGGGAGCUAGAUUAUUCAUUAUUUCGUAUUCCUCUUCUUAAAUGUUCUUGGGUAGACAACAAUACUGGAGUUAAAACUGACGAACUUGGAUUCACUCUGGUUGAUUUAAGCAAGAAGGGAAGCAAGAACGAUCAUUUUAUCAUGGCUUCCCAAGCGAAACAAGUGUUUUACAUUCUUGAUCUAGUUAAUGAUAAAUGGUCCAUUGUUUUAUCAGUUCCCGAGCGGUAG